AUGUACUCUGCCAAAGUGAUCUCAUUGCAAUUGAAGGAAGUGGAGAGGAAAAACAGUCCAUGUUUCAGUACAGGACCUGUGGGUGAGGACUUGUAUCACUGGGAAGCUAUCAUAACGGGCCCUAAAGGUUCACCCUAUGAGAAUGGUGUUUUCAAACUAGACAUUCACUUUCCGCUUGACUACCCUUUCGCGCCACCUAGGGUGAUGUUCAAAACAAAAGUGUAUCACCCACACGUUAAUACUUAUGGGAACAUUUUUCUGAAGAUGUUGAACCCAACUCACUUCAGGACCAACAACAGCAUCAAUGAUGUACUGACGGAAAUACACCAAAUGAUUUACGUGGAAGACAGGGCUGCUUUUGAAACCACUGCACUUGCAUGGACAGUGGAGCACGCCAGAGGAGCAUGA
Molecule: messenger RNA, 408 nt
Organism: Eutrema salsugineum
Lineage: Eukaryota; Viridiplantae; Streptophyta; Magnoliopsida; Brassicales; Brassicaceae
Product: ubiquitin-conjugating enzyme E2 4
Exons: 5
Coding region: 1-408 (135 amino acids)
Source: RefSeq, a predicted model, not a curated record